Blepharisma stoltei is the source of this 3633-nucleotide messenger RNA. The record is from the annotation of a GenBank genome assembly. Lineage: Eukaryota; Ciliophora; Heterotrichea; Heterotrichida; Blepharismidae.
AUGGCUCAAGCUUAUCAGCUAGAAAGCACCUUGAAACACGGUGAAGAACUUCUUGAAAGCGGAAAUGAUGAAAGCGCUUUAUUAGCGUUCCAUGAAGGAAUUACAAGCAAACGUCGUGGUUCUCAAUUGACUUUUGACAAAAUCAUGGUAUUACCUAUAUAGAUCCACCAUGUAGAGCUUUGUGCAAAGCUAGAAAACAUCAAGUUCCUCAAAGAAGCCCUUCUAGUUUUUUAUACAUUUUUAGCCAAAUUCGACUCCCACCUAAUUUCCUAUAAAAAUGACCAUAUUUUUACUGCUAAAUGUACCUAUAAAAGUAUAGAAAUGCUGUCCAAAAUAUCACCCCACAGUCCUUACAAACAGUUUUAGAGCGUCUCCGCCAGAAAGCUGAGGCCAAGGUUGAUCAGGCCUUACAAGAUUACUCAGAAACCAUUGACAUUGGCGACUUAGAAGCUGAAGAACAGCCUGAUAAACUAUUACUGGCCUCCACAAUGCCAGUCCAGCACGAAAGAGAAAAAGCUGAAAUCAUCACAAACUCCUUAAAGUUCCUAUGGGAGACCUAUAAGCUCUGCUUAGACAUCUUAAAAACAAAUGGAAAAAUGGUGACGGCUUAUAAAGACACAGCCAUCCAAGCACUUGAUUUUUGCUUCAGACAUAAAAGGCAUUUUGAGUGCAAGAGACUGUGUGAGACUUUACGAGUCCAUUUGCAAAAUAUUAUAAAAAAUCACAAAAAUAUGGCCACGACGCUAAACUAUUAUUUUUUAUAAUAAUAAAUAUAUUCAUAAUUAUUAAUAGACAGUCCUAAUAUAAUAUAGAAAAUAAAAAUUGAUUUCAGAAUAAUUAAUUUUUAUUUAUAAGAGAAAGCAUAUAUAAGCUUAGACGACGAAGAGACCAUCAGCAGCUUGAUAAAAAUCAGAGAAAAACAAAUCGACGUCUGCAUGGACCUCGACCUAUGGCAAGAAGCUUUCAAAACAGCUGAAGACACCCACCACCUUAUGCAGUAUAGAAAAAACCCACCAGCUUCUUUAGUAAGAUACUGGGGUAGCUUAGCCCGAGUUUUUUGGAAAGCUGGCCACUAUUUAUUCCAUGCCUAUGCCCACUACCUCUGUUUAAUUACUCAUAGGAGACACAAUAAAAGCUUCUCAGGAGAAAAAGAUAAAAAUAUUUCCAGCUUAGUCGUCCUUGCCACUCUGGCAAUUCCAACCUAUAAACUAGCUGAAGAUAUUAACUCCAUACAAGAAGAGUCCCAAUUAAACCAUGAUUUAGCAAUGAAGCUUGCUAGCAUGCUAAAAUCCUCAGGAGUUUUAUCAAGAGAACAGCUGAUUCAGCUAUUAUUGACUAAAAACAUUGUAGAAGGCGCAUCAGAUGAAGUAAAAGAGCUUUAUUAUUUAUUAGAAAAUCAGUUUUUGCCACUCACACUUUCACAUAAAGUGAAGCCUGUGCUGUCAAAACUUAAAGACAACCCUGAGCUCGCUAUUUAUAUUCCGAUCAUUGAAAGACUGCUUGUCGGGCGUGUCUUACUCCCCUUUAAAUUGGAACAAAAAAUCCUGUUCCAAUUUAAAAGGAGUAAUUUGUUUUAACAUAAAAUUUAUAUUUAAAAUUUUUCUUAUAAAAAAUGUCAAAAAAUAAAAAAUUCAAUUGGAUUUUAAUUUAUUUUUUUUGAAGAAUUAAUUUAAGAAUGUAAUCAAUUUAGUUUGAAAACUGUUAUAAUAAUUGCGCUUUUUAUUCAAAAUAAAUUUUAUAAAAAUUCCUAGUUAGCAUAUACCCAAAAAAUGGAAUUUUACUAUAUUUUGUUCCAAUUUAAAAGGGGAGUUAGGACAGCUAAGCAAAUGCUACUCAAGCAUGAAAGUUGAUACUUUCUGCAAGAUAAUUGACUUUAUUCCUUACGAAACCCUUGAAGAGUACAUCCUUGACAUCGCCACAAAUUCUUCCCUUUCUAUAAAAAUCGACUAUAUAAGGUCAGCCAUUCUUUUUAAAGAUAAAUCUGAAAAGGCGAAUCCAACCCAAAAAUUGACUCAAAUUAAAAAAUAUUCUCAAAAAUAUUAAAAACCUUUAAAUAUUUAUUACUUUGCCUUUUCUUGGCAAUUAGUAUGAUUUAUUAUACUUACAAGAAAGCUAUCUGGCAAUCAAAAAAGACGAUAUUGCCGAAAAAAGAAAAAAUUUGCACCAUAAUUGCUUUAAACAAGUAGAAGAAAGCUUAGCAAGAGACCAAGAAGAAUUAAUCAAAAAGAAAGAAGAAAUGAAUAAGAUUUGGGUAACAAGAGAAGAAGAUCAGAAAAACAAAGAAGACCAAGAUAAAAAAGCUAAGGAAGAAGAAAAAGCUAAAAUUGAUAAAGAUUUGAAAGAGAAGCAAAAGCAGGUAGAAAUUGACAUAAAAUUGUCAAAAUUGCAGCAGGAGAAAAAAGCGAUUAUUUUAGAAGAAAUUUACCUGUGGAUUUAUAGAAUCAAAGCACAAGGGUUUACACCAAAAGAAAUGAAUAUUGAUGGGAGGAGGCUUGAUGAUAUGACUGAUGAUGAGUUAGUUGCCGUUGGGCCUGAAGCAAUCCACAAGCUCUGCCUAAAACUGGUGGAAAAAGAAAAACGCGAAAAAGAACGCAUCAUGAACGAAGAACAAAAAAAGCUUGAAUACUUCGAGCGUGCCAAAAGAGAAACCAUCAUCCCAAUCCUCCUUGAGCAAUGGGAAAAAAACACUGACCAAGAAAUCCAAACUAAAAAAAAUAUCCUCAGAGAAAGAUAUGAACAUGACAUUAACUUAAAAACGAAACUUGAAAGAGUAAAAGACCUCAAGCGCGAUUUCAUACAAAAUGAAGAAAAAAGAGCCAUGACUGUCUAUUCUUUUUUAAAUAAAAUUAAUUUUUUUUCUUAAAAAAAAAAUUGAGAAAGCAUUUAGGAUUUCUAGGAUAUGAAGCUCAGGUAGAUGAAUGGACUAAGAAAAUGAAAGAAGCAUAUAAGAAAAUAGCCGUUGAAGAAGCAGAAAGCAGGCUUAUUAGUGAUAAAAAGAAAAAAGAAGAGGAUGAGAAAAAGAGAAAAGAAGAUGAAGAAAGGCAAAAGAAAGCAGAUGCCUUAAGAGCUGAAGAAAUGAGAAGGGAGCAAGAAAGCAGAAAAUAUAUACAAAAAGAAGGGUUCAGAAGGAAUGAAGAGCCUGUACAGACUACUAUUGGCUGGAGGAAAGAGGUAAAAGAAGAAGAAAAGACACAGCCAACAACAGCUACUGGACCACCAAAGAGGUUUACAAAUUCUGGCAAGAAAGUUGAACCUGUCACCAAAGCACCUGAACAAGCUAAACCUGAGAUUGGCCCUACACAAAAAGUUGCUCAGGCUCCUCAAAGACCAAUAGAAAGUAAGCCUAUCACAAGGCCACCACCAGCCCAAGAAAGAAAAGAGCCAGAAUCAGGUCCUCGGCCUAAAUCUUUUAUUAAAAUAAUUUUUAAAAAAAAUUUAUUUAUUUUUUUAUAUUUUCUAAAAAAUAAAAAAAUUAAAUAAUGGAGUAGGUUCUCGAACUCGAAAAAAAAUGAUCCUAAAAAAGCCGAAGAAACUAAAAGAGAAGAGCCUCCUAAAAGAAAGAAAUCAGAACAAGAAGUCGAUAACGAAGGAUUCGUAACAGUUACCAAAGGAGCUAAGCCUCAGCAUAAGUAA